Molecule: messenger RNA, 554 nt
Organism: Acaulospora colombiana
Lineage: Eukaryota; Fungi; Glomeromycota; Glomeromycetes; Diversisporales; Acaulosporaceae
Source: the annotation of a GenBank genome assembly
UCAGACUCCUGCCUUCGGUCCGGGCACCUUUUCUACUCAGAUAUUCCCAAAUAAUACGAACACACAGAAUGUUCCAUUAGUCCAAAGUAUUCCUACUCUGCAGCCCCUGACAUCAAAUCCCUCCAGCGCUCCAUUUUUAACGUCAGCGAACUCGAUCAUGCACGACCAACAAAAAGUGGUGUUCACCGCCGAUCCCGUGUUACCAAUACAACCCAAUUCGUCGGUCAUAUUUCCUGGCUCACAACAAGAUCAAAUUUCUGCAUUACUUCAGGGUCAAUAUUCUAAUAUAUCACACCCGAAUUCGUCAUCAGGUCAAAACAUUGCCAAUGUUCAGAAUGUGCUGAACAUCCUGCAAAAUUCCCAACCGACAGCACUUCCCACCAGCUCACAAUGGGAAACACCUGCACUAGGUCUCAUUAUUCCAACUGAUGCAGGUGUGGUGCCUGCUAAUAAUACGACACAUAAUACUAUAACGGCAUCGAUGGACAGUAAACCAACGGAACAAGUCCUCCAAUCAUCAAUAUCUCCUCAUCUCAUAAAUCCUCCAUCAACGG